UUCUGCAUUCGCUCAGCCUCUUCGAAUAAAAUAUACACAGAGAAAGAUCUUUUAACGACAGGCCCCUUCGCCCCACAGCUCGUCCCAUUUUCGUCGCAUUUUUCUUAAAACCUUUCGAAACCGAAACCAUGGGAGGCUGUGCGAGCAAACCUAAGGAGUCUGACAUCGUCACUGAAUCCGCCCCUGCUGAUCCUCCUGUUGAGGCCAAAAACGUUGAGACCGAGGCCGUUCCCGAGGAGAAGGGAGAGGAAGCUGUUGCUGAGAAGAAAGAGGAUGAAGCUGAGGCCAAGGAAGAGGAAGCAGCCAAGCCUGAAGAAGUGAACGUGGAAUCCACUGAGCCACCCAAAGACGAUGCACCUCUCGUCACUCUCUGAUUCUCAUUUCUUUCUAAACAUUUCUUGUAUGUGUAUGCCCAUCGUGUCGUAUCGCCAUUUAUAAAGUAUGUGAUUUUUAUGAUUAAAACAA
This is a messenger RNA of Tarenaya hassleriana, 465 nucleotides long. RefSeq lists its product as uncharacterized. Lineage: Eukaryota; Viridiplantae; Streptophyta; Magnoliopsida; Brassicales; Cleomaceae. The transcript is spliced from 2 exons. The coding region runs from base 129 to 374 and encodes 81 amino acids. The record is from RefSeq and is a predicted model, not a curated record.